This is a messenger RNA of Osmerus eperlanus (European smelt), 2381 nucleotides long. RefSeq names its product isoprenylcysteine carboxyl methyltransferase (gene icmt). Gene Ontology annotation, biological process: C-terminal protein methylation. The transcript has 6 exons. Bases 28 to 906 code for a protein of 292 amino acids. Gene Ontology annotation, molecular function: protein C-terminal S-isoprenylcysteine carboxyl O-methyltransferase activity. The record is from RefSeq and is a predicted model, not a curated record. Lineage: Eukaryota; Metazoa; Chordata; Actinopteri; Osmeriformes; Osmeridae. Gene Ontology annotation, cellular component: membrane; endoplasmic reticulum.
CUCACUAGAGAUUGCAAGAUUUUCAACAUGGCAGGCAGUAAGUUGGUUUUAGAGGGAAGAAUAAGUAUUAUAAGCUUUAGCUUAGGACUCGCUGUGGUUAUAAUUCCCCUUAUCAGAACAUUCUUUGGACAUCUUGACUGGGUAUUUGACUAUCUUACAGAAACAAGGGGGAAAAUAGCAAUUUCUGUGUACAUAGCUGUUAUCAAUGGCCUCUUGCUGAUCAUAUACAAGGGACCUCUUUAUAAGGUUGCUGUAAGAGCAUGCUUCCUUGGUUUUACAUUUGGGUGUGGCUUGACAAUUAGCUGUUCCCAGACGACAUGGACACAUUUUGGAUGGUACAUGUGCUCUCUAUCUUUCUUCCACUACUCUGAGUACUUGGUAACAGCCAUCAUUAACCCUCGUAGUCUGUCCCUGGACUCCUUCCUGCUCAACCACAGUGUGGAGUACACCUUGGCUGCUGUGUCCUCAUGGGUGGAAUUCACCAUAGAGAAGCUGACUGUACCAGAGCUGAAGCAGCAUACCUGGGUCAGUGUGGUGGGACUUCUGAUGGUGAUGUGUGGGGAGGGCCUGCGCAAGUCUGCCAUGCUGACUGCCGGCUCCAACUUCAACCACAUAGUCCAGAACGAGAAGGCCCAGAGCCACGUGUUGGUCACAACCGGGGUCUAUUCCUUUUUCAGACACCCCUCCUACGUGGGCUGGUUCUAUUGGAGCAUUGGCACACAGGUGAUGUUGUGCAAUCCAGUUUGCAUAGCGGGAUAUACGCUAGCUAGUUGGCGCUUCUUCCGUGAACGUAUCGAAGAGGAGGAGAUCUCUCUCAUACAUUUCUUCGGCGAGGACUACCUUGAGUACAAGAAGAAGGCGUCUACCGGCCUGCCGUUUAUCUCAGGCAUACGUGUCGGAUCCUAGGUCAACAAGAUGGGUCCUGGACGCAUAAACACGAGCAGUCAGGCACUCUGAGGGGCAGCCCUGGUCAGCGUGUGGCUUUGACCCCCCCCCCCCCCCCCCCCCCCCCCGGCCGCCCCUGUGGGCAUAGAACUCAUGGAGGCCCUGACACCUAUAGUCAUGGUGGACAAUAGAGCCCUCAUAAUAUUUUCCCCCAUUACCACAGCAAUUGCAAUGGUUUGAUAUGGUUUGGACAGGAUCAAAAGAAGAAGAAAAAAAAAGUACAUUUGUCCACACAUUGCACCACUUCUGUUGUACUGUCUUUUGUUUGGUUUGUCUAAAUAGACAUUUGAAGUUCUGUGUUUUUGAUGACAUUUUCUGACAUCUGCAAUUGCAGGAUGCUAAUAGAAAUGCACAUUUUUCUGUUGUCCUUCCAGACCAGUUGAGUACAUGCAGUAGAUCCUGCAUUGAUUUUAGCUUUGGUUACUGAAUCAGAAUUGCUGUAAUAAGCCUGGUUGAGUGUCUGGUGUUGCUCAUCCUUCUGGUGUCUAAAGAGAUUUCACUAUUGGGCUUUACAGUUUACAGCAUAAUAUUCCCCACUAAGUAAUUCACAAUAAAUACACAUACAAUUUAUUCCGUCUGUGCAGUAAUACACAAUGAAAUUACGGCCUACAUAUUCAGACACAGCUGCACAAUCACACAUUUUUUUCUUUGUGGUUUGGGAAUCAAUAAGAUCUGAUAUGUAUGAAGUUCUGAGUUUGUGGAUUACAGAAACAAACAUUGACAAUCUAUUCCGUUUUUUUAUAAAAAUGUUUUUAGCACAGACUUCUGUUAAAAAAUAAAUUUAAAAAAAUGCAGGAACAAAUGGAUAAUUAAUCAAGUGUGUCCACUAUAAAUGAUUGAUAACAUCCACAUAUAGACAUACGCAGUUCUGGUUCAUUCUUAGGUCUCAAAGCACUUUAAGUUGAAUAACAAAUGACAAAACUCCCCCCAUCCCUCCUCCCCCUGCUGCCUCAUGUGUUUUAUCUCUACAGUUGUAGCAGAAGGAUUGUAGUAGCAGAACAUGUUAAUGAUAGAAAUGUUAUUUUUCUUUACGUACCACAGCAAUAGUGUCUUGUUUAUCUAGCAGUUAUGUUGACCCUUCAUGAAUUUAUUUGUUUGUGUCUCCUUACACUCACUGUGUAUUAAAAACACCAAAAGAAGCAUUCCUACGGCUGAGUUCAGAGAGCUGAGGUUGUUUCCAUACCAACAAACUCACCUCAAUUUGGCUCACACCUGAACUGCUGCAUGACUCGGGUUCACCUGAGUGUGGCUGAAAGCUCACCUCUGCCCUCCACUUUGUGCCCAGACUGUAUGGACCAGAAAGUGUGUGCAUGUGUGUCUGACAGUGAGUGCUUGAAAGGGGGAGUCAGCACAGUUAUUUGUGAAAAGCACUGAAAAGUGUGGGAUAUAUGAAAUCAUAAUUGAGAACAUCUAUAAUAAAUAUAAAAGCACAUCUA